Molecule: messenger RNA, 1207 nt
Organism: Oryza sativa Japonica Group (Japanese rice)
Lineage: Eukaryota; Viridiplantae; Streptophyta; Magnoliopsida; Poales; Poaceae
Product: transcription factor RSL2
Biological process (GO): regulation of transcription by RNA polymerase II
Cellular component (GO): nucleus
Molecular function (GO): protein dimerization activity; DNA-binding transcription factor activity, RNA polymerase II-specific; RNA polymerase II cis-regulatory region sequence-specific DNA binding
Source: RefSeq, a predicted model, not a curated record
GGAGGCGAGCUGGCACUCGUUCGAUCCGUCAGUCGCAAUGGAGGACUCGGAGGCGAUGGCGCAGCUGCUCGGCGUGCAGUACUUCGGCAAUGACCAGGAGCAGCAGCAGCCGGCGGCGGCGGCGCCGCCGGCGAUGUACUGGCCGGCGCACGACGCGGCCGACCAGUACUACGGCUCGGCGCCAUACUGCUACAUGCAGCAGCAGCAGCAUUACGGGUGCUACGACGGCGGCGCGAUGGUGGCCGGCGGCGACUUCUUCGUGCCGGAGGAGCAGCUGGUGGCCGACCCGAGCUUCAUGGUGGACCUGAACCUCGAGUUCGAGGACCAGCACGGCGGCGAUGCUGGCGGCGCUGGGAGCAGCGCCGCCGCCGCCGCCGCCGCCACCAAGAUGACACCGGCGUGCAAGAGGAAGGUUGAGGAUCACAAGGAUGAGAGCUGCACGGACAACGUCGCGAGGAAGAAGGCGCGCUCCACGGCAGCAACAGUGGUGCAGAAGAAGGGUAAUAAGAACGCGCAGUCAAAGAAGGCGCAGAAGGGCGCGUGCAGCCGGAGCAGCAACCAGAAGGAGAGCAAUGGCGGCGGCGACGGCGGCAAUGUGCAGAGCUCGAGCACCAACUACCUCUCUGAUGACGACUCGCUGUCGCUGGAGAUGACUUCGUGCAGCAACGUGAGCUCGGCGUCCAAGAAGUCGUCGUUGUCAUCGCCGGCGACCGGGCACGGCGGCGCGAAGGCGAGGGCCGGGCGCGGGGCGGCGACCGAUCCGCAAAGCCUCUAUGCCAGGAAGAGGAGAGAAAGGAUCAAUGAACGGCUAAAGAUACUGCAGAAUCUUAUCCCAAAUGGAACCAAGGUGGACAUCAGCACGAUGCUUGAAGAAGCAGUUCACUACGUCAAGUUCUUGCAGCUCCAAAUCAAGCUUCUGAGCUCGGAUGAUAUGUGGAUGUUCGCGCCGAUCGCGUACAACGGGGUCAACGUCGGGCUCGACCUCAAGAUCUCUCCACCGCAGCAGCAAUGAUCCACGUACUCCAGCCAUGGCGCCACGGACGCUAGCUCAAGCUAUGGUUCUUUGCAGCUGGCGCAGAAAUACAUAUUUUUUUUUCUUCUACUUCUGUUGAUACAGUACAUUUUUCCAUCCUGAAUCCAUUUGAUUCAUUCCCAAAGGAUGGCCAACCUUAAUUAUAUACCUCAUUGAUCGAGUUCUUUUUUACCA